AUGUCCGAAUACAAGCGUCCCAUUUCCAUUAUUGAUUUCCAAUUGGCCAUCAGAGAUUCCUCGGAUGAGCAAUUGGCACUUAUAUUAGAGAGGCUAGAAAAUUCAGUGGCUAGACUGAAAGACUCGAAUAAGUUGAUGGAGUCGUUAAUGAAGAAGGAGAAGAAACAGAAUUAUGACGGAGAAGAGGACGAUGAGUUUGGUCCUGUAACGGAAGAUGAUGUUAAAAUAUACAGAGACAGUAUAGCGGAAAACAUGGUUGUGAUGAAUAACCAACAAGAGAGAAUAGAGAUAUUGAGGGAGGAACUGAAGAAUCGGAACCUCCAUCGACAGGUUCCAUUGGACGAUUCUGCUUCUGAUCGACCUUUUCAGGGCAUGUCUCCAAACAAGUACGAUUCCACUACUAUACCAAUGAGUACGGACAAUGAUGUUUAG
Pichia kudriavzevii is the source of this 432-nucleotide messenger RNA. RefSeq lists its product as uncharacterized. Bases 1 to 432 code for a protein of 143 amino acids. The record is from RefSeq and is a predicted model, not a curated record. Gene Ontology annotation, biological process: proteasome regulatory particle assembly. Gene Ontology annotation, molecular function: protein-macromolecule adaptor activity. The transcript has a single exon. Lineage: Eukaryota; Fungi; Ascomycota; Pichiomycetes; Pichiales; Pichiaceae.